AACCAUUAUUACGUAUACCGUAGAAGCUGUAUGACGACAAGUCGAUUUUGUAGGCGCAAGGCCAGUCUUGCAAGGGAGUAGUGCGCGUUCCCUGUUUUGACGCAGAAAUAAGUGAAGAACUGCUGGCUGAUGUGAAAAACCCGCGGAAAAUGUUGGUCUUCAGUUGGACUUUAGGGCUUUUAUGUUCCCUCUCUUUGCUACCUGUACAAGGGAAGAUGUGUAGCGCCAUGAUCAAGGCUGCACCCGGUGAUGAUCUGACCGCGCUUCGUGACAACGCUUUCGCGGCUUUCAGAACCGAGUGCCGCGGUAAACAAGGCAAUCUCGACGACACCAAAUCUUGCUCGUUCAAUUUGGAGCCGUCCGACCCUCCAGUUGCCACGUUCAUCUUGCAGCCGCUGAGGGCGCCUUUCCUGUUGGACUUCGAUGUAAAGACCCACCGCGAUGCCAUAAUAGUCCUGGCGGAGGAAAAGACAGAAGCGUCUGUCUUUGCCUGGAUCAGUGAGUGUCAUUGA
This is a messenger RNA of Patiria miniata (bat star), 512 nucleotides long. RefSeq lists its product as uncharacterized. Lineage: Eukaryota; Metazoa; Echinodermata; Asteroidea; Valvatida; Asterinidae. The record is from RefSeq and is a predicted model, not a curated record. The transcript is spliced from 2 exons. Bases 150 to 512 code for a protein of 120 amino acids.